CUACGGACCCUCCCUUUCCUGGUGGACCGAUUGACUUGUCCUUGCUCCACUCUUAUGCCGGUCAUGUGGCGUUGCCACUCUGGUAUAAUUCAAAUAAUGUUCGUAAGACCCGCGUGCUUAAACCGAUUAAUCAUGGGGCCAAGAUUCUCACUCUCGGACGCCCUAACGCGAAUGAGAAUUGGUUUUGGGAUGCGCUUCAGCAGAGCGGGCUACAUGAUUUGGUAUACUUGGGGUACUCCACCGUGCCUCAUGCACUGCUGCUGACUUUAUGCGAGAGGUGGCAUCCGGAGACCAGCACCUUCCACAUGCCGAUGGGGGAGAUGACUGUGACAUUGGAUGAUGUCGCAUGUCUGACGCAUCUUCCUAUUAAGGGGCGGAUGUUGGCUCAUGGGAAGAAGAUGCCCAAGCAUGAGGGAGCGGAACUGCUGAUGACGUAUCUGGGUGUGUCCCAGAAUGAGGCUCAGAAGAUCUGCAACCAGGAGUACGGCGGGUACAUUAGCUACCCGAGGCUGAGGGAGUUCUAUACCUCGUACCUUGGUAGGGCCAACGUAUUGGCGGGUACGGAGGAUGCUGAGGAGCUUGAGGAGCUGGCGAGGGUCAGGACAUACUGCGUCCGGUGUUACCUUCUGUACUUGGUCGGAUGCUUGUUGUUUGGCGAUAGAAGCAACAAGCACAUCGAGCUGAUAUAUUUGACGACCAUGGCGGACGGGUACGCAGGGAUGCGUAAUUAUUCCUGGGGAGCUAUGACCCUCGCCUACCUAUACGGCGAGUUGGCGGAUGCAUGUAGGCCUGGACACAGAGCGCUUGGGGGGAGCGUGACACUGCUGACUGCAUGGUUUUUGGCGCAUUUUCCAGGGUUUUUUAGUGUUGAUCUCAACACUGACUACCUGGAAAACUAUCCGGUUGCAGCGAGGUGGAAGCUCCAGAAGGGUCAUGGGGAGGGGAUCACGUAUCGGUCACUGCUCGAUCGUAUACAGUUAGAUGAUGUAUGCUGGAGGCCGUACGAGGAGCACAGAGAGAUCCAGGACUUCGAGGAGGUUUUCUGGUAUUCUGGAUGGAUUAUGUGCGGCGUCCGUAGGGUGUACCGUCACUUGCCCGAGAGGGUUUUGAGGCAGUACGGAUACGUGCAGACCAUCCCCAGACAUCCGACUGAUGUUAGGGACCUCCCACCGCCUUCCAUUGUGCAGAUGUUCGUCGACUUCGGCACUCACACGCUUAAGGCGGACGUCCGGGGUGAGCAGGCAGGAGAGGAGACAUGGCGGGCGGCGGAUGGCUAUGUCCUGUGGUUGCUUUAA
Medicago truncatula (barrel medic) is the source of this 1295-nucleotide messenger RNA. RefSeq names its product protein MAINTENANCE OF MERISTEMS-like. Bases 306 to 1295 code for a protein of 329 amino acids. The transcript has 4 exons. The record is from RefSeq and is a predicted model, not a curated record. Gene Ontology annotation, biological process: meristem development; meristem maintenance. Lineage: Eukaryota; Viridiplantae; Streptophyta; Magnoliopsida; Fabales; Fabaceae.